This is a messenger RNA of Radiomyces spectabilis, 528 nucleotides long. RefSeq lists its product as uncharacterized. The record is from RefSeq and is a predicted model, not a curated record. The coding region runs from base 1 to 528 and encodes 175 amino acids. The transcript has 4 exons. Lineage: Eukaryota; Fungi; Mucoromycota; Mucoromycetes; Mucorales; Radiomycetaceae.
AUGUCCGACGCCAAAUUUACAGCCCUCCAAGAUAUACCUGGUCAUAUAGCCUCAUUUUCAGCAUCGGCUUCAGACGGUCGUGUUCUUCAUACAUCUCGCACAGAAAAGGAGACAACAAAGGAAGCUCAGGCUGCGCUGAGAUUAUUGCGCGAUGCCACACGUAUUGCUCGACAGGUGCCCGAGUUGGAGCAUGAGCGAUUACAGCGUAUCACAGCCAUGACCGACAUUGCCAUGCCGCUGCCGAAAGGCUGGAAACCUAAGCAACAGCUCGAUUGGGGCUGGUUGCCUGUGCUUGUUGUUAUUGCAAUCAUUGCUUUUGUUUAUUGGGUGUAUCUUGAUCCAUUAUGUCUCGCACUAUUACGCAUGGGCCACCGAGCGCAAGCCAUUGUAUAUUUAGUGUUUAUGAAUAUCGGCCUGGCCAUGGUGCUUAUCUCUUAUGCUCGGAUCGUCAGUUGCCGCCCUGGAUACCCAAAGGCAAGUAUUUAUCACAGUGUUGGCGGCGGUUGGAUUAUCGAUGUGCCACUCUAA